CCCCUACAAAGACUUUGAGGCUAUGAACGUUAAAUGUGACUAUUGCGGUGCCUUACAUUGGAAGGAUGAGCAGCUUUCAACCUCAAGGCCUGGAAACCCCGUGUUCGGAAGCUGUUGCUUACAAGGCGAUAUUCACCUCGACCCAUGGACCCCUUUGCCCCCCUUCUUACGGGAGCUGUUAACAGGGAGCAACCAACGUGCACGGAAUUUCCAAGAUCGACUGCGGCAUUACAAUAAUGCGUUCGCUUUUACGUCUAUCAAGUGCAACCAGGAAACGCACGGCCGGUCUGGGGGUGUAAUGGACUUCCAAAUCUAUGGAGGACUAUACCAUUUACAAGGUCCUUUACAGUCUGAUGGUAGCGGUCCUCCUACUUUUGCACAGCUGUAUAUUUACGAUCCCCAAGCGGCCCCAAACACGCAAGUUACAGCCGACAGACGCCUCCAGAGCUAUACAGACUUGGACCCGACCUUUGUUCGCGAGUUUACACAGUUCUUACACCACAACAAUCCCUACAUCAGCAUGUACAACACUGCAAAAGAGCGUCUUGAAGCCUGCAUAGCGGAUGUAGCUCAAGUCGAACUCGACCCCCAGAUGGGAAUGAGGUUAAUAGUCCAGGACGGGGCGGAUAGGAGGCGUGAAAACCUCCCUACGGUCGACGAGGUAGCUGCCGUAAUCCCUGACGAAUGGGAUGGGGUUACAAGAGACGGUAGGGUUAGCUCUGCUCGGUCCGCAAUCCUCUCUUUCCGCGGCAGUUCCCGUCGGUUUACGGAAAUCCCAGUUCAGCAUGCUUCCUAUCUACCUCUCGCAUAUCCCCUUCUCUUUCCGUACGGGGAUAACGGUUUUCAUCAGGGGAGGGAUUGGAGUCGAUUUGCUCGUUCUGGAUGGUCCUCUGGUGUUGCCUCAAGAGCCUCUUUAGAGUAUUGGAUAGCUAGCUCCAGAUCGGCCACGACUCCUGUUCUCUGAUAUCUGUUACGGUAUCCAACCCCGAGGGAUUGGAGUCGAUUUGCUCGUUCUGGAUGGUCCUUUGGUGUUGCCUCAAGAGCCUCUUUCAAGUGUUGGAUAGCUAGCUCUAGAUCGGCUACGACUCCUGUUCUCGGGUAUCUGGCACGGUAUCCAAUCCCGAGGGAUUGGAGUAGACUUGCCCGGUCUGGAUGGUCCUCUGGUGUUGUCUCAAGAGCCUCUUGAAGUUGUUGAAUACCUAUAUCUAGGUUUCCCCUGAAGUGACAAUUAGCCUCCAGAUUUAUAGAAGACAACCUUCGUGUUCUUUAUAUUAUGGAGCUUAUUUGUACGCGUCCUGACAACGGGAUGUGUGGGUCCUGCUAGCUGAUAAGUUUUGGCGAUGCGAGCUGUUCAAUGGCUAGAUAGGCUAAUGGUAGCCAGGGUUAAGAUUAUAGGCAGAUGUAAACUGCUCAGGUAUUUGG
Messenger RNA from Neurospora tetraspora, 1422 nucleotides. RefSeq lists its product as uncharacterized. The transcript has 2 exons. Lineage: Eukaryota; Fungi; Ascomycota; Sordariomycetes; Sordariales; Sordariaceae. Bases 23 to 964 code for a protein of 313 amino acids. The record is from RefSeq and is a predicted model, not a curated record.